This is a messenger RNA of Tripterygium wilfordii, 824 nucleotides long. RefSeq names its product U11/U12 small nuclear ribonucleoprotein 25 kDa protein-like. NCBI's taxonomy places the organism in Eukaryota, Viridiplantae, Streptophyta, Magnoliopsida, Celastrales, Celastraceae. The transcript is spliced from 5 exons. The record is from RefSeq and is a predicted model, not a curated record. Gene Ontology annotation, cellular component: U12-type spliceosomal complex. Gene Ontology annotation, biological process: mRNA splicing, via spliceosome. Bases 1 to 663 code for a protein of 220 amino acids.
AUGGUGGGGUUAUGCCCAAAUCUUAGUAAAUCGACGGGAACUGUCAGGCAUCAUUCCCCUCCUUUACGCCUCAAAUGGGGGAAACUACAGCACUGUGAGUCUGUUGCACACGGGACUCACCGAUCCAUCGAACCGAGCGUGAAAGUCGUGGAAGAGGCUAGUGGGUACAACAGCAACGACGUAAAGAGGACGAAGUUACAGGCAACACUCACCUCUCUCCUUGAUGAUCCUGUACUUGCCGACGUUCCGAAGAAGCCCACCUUAUCAGAUGUUGAGACCCUCAUCAGCCUCGAAUUAGGUAGCGCGAUGCGCAUCUCCGUCCUCAAAUUGGACGGAACCUCCUUUGAUGUGGUGGUGAUGAAUUCGGCUAACGUUAAGGAUUUGAAGCUUGCCGUCAAGAAGAAAGUCAAGAAGAAAGUCAACGAAAUGGAACAAUCUAAGAUGGGCCAUCGCCAAAUUUCAUGGAAACAUGUGUGGGCAAAUUAUUGUCUAUCAUACCAUAAUCAAAAGCUGAUUGAUGACAACUCUGCACUUCAGGAUUUGGGCAUCCGCAACCAUUCUCAGGUGCAAUUCCUCCCCUAUGUUGCGACAAAGGAAUCUAGAAGGCAUUCUAAGAGAAGGAGAAAGCACCGUUUCUUUCAUGGCCUUAAUAAGCGUGGGUGAAGACUGUUAUAUUACUUUAUCUCAUAUAGCUUUCUAGUUGUUUGGAAACUGGUACCUUUUUUUUUUUCACACUUCCUUAUUGGUUUGAUUUACUAGCAAUCUAGCAUAUUGUCCCAGAAUAAUCCAUUGAAGUUAAAGGAAUUUUCUUAGACCUUUCACAA